Molecule: messenger RNA, 1826 nt
Organism: Aspergillus calidoustus
Lineage: Eukaryota; Fungi; Ascomycota; Eurotiomycetes; Eurotiales; Aspergillaceae
Source: the annotation of a GenBank genome assembly
UUUCGAGCCGCUUGAGAUUCCUUAGGAGCACUACUUACCCAGCCAAUGCGAGGAUCCGUUAUCGCCAUAACGGGGGACUGUUGACAGUUGAAUAUGCGCGAUUGCAAACCGUCGCUGGUCGAAAACGCGCGAGCAAUGCCAUUUUGUAUGUUUCUCAGUUGACCCAAUAUCUGGAAGAAGAUAGAGACUGUGUCGUUCAAUCGGGAGGUUGGCCGGUCGUGUCUCGAUAGGCAAACUGCGAGUACCCCGCAUCACCGUAGCUUCGGCCGUCCUCCCGAUAAAACGCGGUAUAAUAACUUGCGUUCGCUAGAAGAAACAAUUUACAUCUAACAAGUAUCGACCAAGCACUGGGUUCAAACAAGCAAAAAUGACCUCCCUUCCUCACGUUCCCCCAGCCGGCAUCUGGGUCCCCGUCGUCACACCCUUCAACCACGAGAACGACACUAUCGAUGUGGAGAGCUACAAAAAGUACUGCGCCUAUCUCGCUCAACAACUCACCGGUCUCGUUAUCCUUGGUACCAAUGCAGAGGCAUUCCUUCUCACGCGCGAUGAGCGCACCCAGGCCAUCCGCACCGCUCGAGAAGCCGUCGGUCCAAACUACCCCAUCAUGGCCGGUGUCGGCGCACACUCCACAAAGCAAGUUCUCGAACUGGCCAACGACGCUGCAGAGGCAGGAGCAAACUAUCUCCUUGUUUUACCCCCAGCCUACUUUGGAAAAGCCACAACGCCCUCGGUAGUUAAGCGGUUCUUCGCCGAUAUCACAGCCAAAGCGCCCUUGCCCGUCGUCGUGUACAAUUUCCCUGGUGUGACAAAUGGAGUGGAUAUCGACUCGGACACUAUCGCUGAGAUAGUACGGGCGUCUGCAGCUGCAUCUCCAAAUGGAAAGAGUAACGUCGUGGGCGUGAAACUCACAUGCGCUCAGGUCGGGAAGAUAACCCGUUUGACGGCAGCGUUCGGGCCCGAUGAGUUUGCGGUGUAUGGAGGACAAUCCGACUUCCUUAUUGGUGGAUUGUCUGUUGGAUCUGCGGGCUGCAUUGCUGCUUUUGCAAACGUUGUGCCCAAGACGAUCAUGCGAAUCUAUCAGCUGUACAAGGGAGGAAAGGUGGAGGAAGCCCUCGCCUUGCACCGGAAAGCAGCCUUGGCAGAAUCACCAUGCAAGAGCGGAAUUGCAUCGACCAAAUUUGCCGCAGCAAUUGUGUCGGCCUCUAGAGCUGGUGUCGAGAACGCAGAGGAAAAGUUCAAGCCGAGGACUCCAUACGAAGAGGCCGGGGAAGCAGCCAAGGCCAAUGUGAGGGAGGUCAUGGCUGAAAUCAUAGCUAUCGAAGACACCCUAUAGAUCAAUCAAUCUAACAUAUGAUCGUCUGUUAAGUAACCAGAUAUGGAUGAUCAUAGUGCUCCAUGAGUCACCAUAUUUCAUUCUCGGUAACUGCAUGCGCAACCCAGUCAACAUCCCCCGUGUCGAUCGACUCAGCUACGGCCAUGAUUUCCGCAGUUGUCAGCCCGCCGCUCAGGCCAGGAAGUUCAGGAUAGGGCGGGGGUAACGGAGACGACUCGAACCCGAGGAGAUCUGUUUUCCUCGUUGAAUCGACAAUCUGGAGCUGUCGAUCUGGUACGAGCUGGCUCAGUAGGCUAUCCAACUGCUCGAGCUCGGCUUUUCGAAAUCGUGCGAUAAGGUUCCCGCGGGUAAUCAUAUCAUCCAGUAUCAAACAGCUCUUCUGUAACCAUGGUGUCCGGUUGUCCAAGAGAUUGGAAUCGAUCGCUGGGGCCAUCAAUAGGACCACGCUAGAGACAAAAGUAGACUCAAGGUCAAAUGGAAGGAAACUGUC